CAAGAACAAAUUGUUCCUAAUGGCUUUUAGUAUAUACUGACAUAUUGCUUAUGAUGGCAUCUGAGGCUGAGAAGACUUAUGCCCUACUCCAGUCUUGUAGCACUGAAUCUCUUAUUUCCAGCUUUGGUCUAGGGAUAUUUUGCUUAGCCGCUGACAGACUUCUUCAGUUUUCCAUAAUUCAGCAAAGUGACUGGAUCCGUGCCCUCUCAGAUAAUGCAGUACAUUCUGUUAUUGGGAUGUGGUCAUGGGCAAUAGUCACUGGAGUCAAGAAGAAGACUGACUUUGGAGAAGUAAUUUUAGCUGGAUUUUUGGCAUCUGUUAUCGAUGUAGACCACUUUUUUCUAGCUAGAUCCUUGUCUUUAAAGGCUGCUUUGACUCUUCCACAAAGACCUUUCCUUCACUGUUCUACUGUGAUACCUAUUGUGGCUCUGACCCUGAAGUUUACUGUGCAUCUUUUCAAGCUCAAAGACUCAUGGUACUUUCUUCCCUGGAUGCUAUUUAUAUCCUGGACCUCACACCAUAUUCGAGAUGGAAUUCGUCAUGGCUUAUGGAUAUGCCCAUUUGGAAAAACUUCUCCUGUGCCAUUCUGGCUUUAUGUAGUAACCACAUCAUCUUUACCUCACGUCUGUUCAUUCAUUAUGUAUUUAACAGGGACGAGACAAAAGAUAUCUUCAAAACAUGGACUUUGUAUCGAUGUCUGAAGUAACUAUAUGAUUCUUGGAGAAGCAUAUGGUUCAGUUGAUGAUAAUGUGAAGGGUAGACACAUUAAAACAAAAAUUUAAAAUCAAAGUUAGGUACUUAUACUUUUUAAUUUUUAUGAUUCUGGAUUCCUCUUGGCUCAAGAAACAUGUAUAAUUUUUAAAUUAUACUUGUUAUACAUCUACUUCUCUUUUAUGUCCCUCUAGUACAUUAUUAGACUUUCAUUGAUUUCAUGAUAUAUUUUCAUUACUCUUUGUGUUUACCUGGUGUUACUAAAUAGAUUUGUUAGAUUAGCAUCCAGUUAGUCUUAGAGUAUACCUGUAAGUCCAUUUCCUGAUGAAAAGCUCAAAUUUAGUAUGGAUAAUUAGCAUUAUACUCGUAUCCACAUUUUCCUGAGAUAUUGAAACAGUGAAAUGGCCAAAAUAACUGAGAUCAUGAAUAAGAUAUAUAGAGAGGACUAACAUGUAUUUGUUUAAUUUAUAUUGAUCCUUACUGAAUUUAAUUUGCAAAGUGCUUCAUGGGUUACUGGCAAAAUCUACCUCAGAGCACUUGCAAAAUAUAUUCAUAAAAGACUAUAACUAACAGUUCUAUAUUAUGAUUCCAAAAAUCAAUUUAGGAAAUUAUUAUAACAUGUUUGCUGUAGUUAAUCUCACUGAAGUUGUAUUUUUUUAGUAUCUUUGCCCAAGAAGCUCAUGAUGGUGUUUUAAAUAACUAAAUUUAACAAAAUAUUUGUUAUAAAUAGCAUUAAAUUUUUUUUUUUUUUUUUUUUGGUACUGGGGAUCAAACUCAAGUCUUUGCGUGGCAGGCGGCAAAACCACUGAGCUGAAUCCCCAGCCCAGCAUUAAAAAAUACUGAUACUACGCAAGGACUGAAUUUGAUCCCUGUUUCCAAAAAAACCCCCAAAAUAUUGAUACUUGAAUUUGAAUUCACACAAAAAGUAAUGACCAAUAAUGUCAUUUCAAAUGUAAACUCCAGAUUGUUCCAUUAAAAUUAUUUUAGUUGCUAUCAAUUUGCUUACACUCUAUUCUAAAAUAUACCAAUUAAGUCAUUUUUUAAAAUCUGCCUGAUACUGAGAUAAAAAGCAUAUUUAAAAAAAAAAAAAUAGGCCUAGGAAAAAGUGUUUGCUUUUUCCUUUGUUCUUUCAGAUUGAUCUUCUGUUGAAAUGAUUUAACAUUUUUAGAGAAGGAAAAUUUAAAUGCUUAAAAUUUACAUUUAUAAGUUGUGUGUUACUCUGUUAUUAAAGUAAAUACCCUAGAGCACUUGCUUUUGCUGUGGCACAUGUGCCAUCUGUUGUCUUCAGAUUUAUGACUUAUCAUGGUAGUGAUUGUGUGCCUUAUUCUUCAAGAAUUGAUAGAUGGUUCAAAAAGCAGUACCUUAUCCAAAGCAGAUUUUUCUUACAUAUUAAGUUAAACAGUUCUUCAAAUUACUAGGAGGAUUCAAGCUCUUUAGAGAAGUUAGCUUUAUUCUCACUAUUAAAUUGCAGUCUAUUAAUGAUUACAAUUAGAUCUUAGAAUCUAUUAUUUAUUAUCUUUCAAGAGUAAUGAUUAUAUAAAUCUGGUUGGUAUAAUAAUAUUAUAUAAUGGGGCAGAUUUAAUUAGUGGGCUUUUUAAAGCAUCUGAUUUAAGAAAUCCAUAAAAAUAAAGUUAAUGGCUUGUAUAACU
Heterocephalus glaber (naked mole-rat) is the source of this 2360-nucleotide messenger RNA. RefSeq names its product transmembrane protein 267 (gene Tmem267). The record is from RefSeq and is a predicted model, not a curated record. Lineage: Eukaryota; Metazoa; Chordata; Mammalia; Rodentia; Bathyergidae.